Molecule: messenger RNA, 1254 nt
Organism: Glossina fuscipes
Lineage: Eukaryota; Metazoa; Arthropoda; Insecta; Diptera; Glossinidae
Product: hydroxysteroid dehydrogenase-like protein 1
Exons: 5
Coding region: 226-1254 (342 amino acids)
Cellular component (GO): endoplasmic reticulum
Molecular function (GO): oxidoreductase activity
Source: RefSeq, a predicted model, not a curated record
AUUUUACUUUCCUCUGUUCAAUGCACACGCAAAACUGCAAGUACUUCUGGUUAUGUAUGUUUGCUGGAAACUAUCCAAUAGUCUCUCAACUAACAGGCCUCACUGUUAGUCGUUGUUCAAACAUCUUGCAAACAGCUUACAUUGUAGCGAACCAAGAAGCGGUGCAAAAACAUUAAAGCAAUAAAUAAAUUUCAAUUGCAAUCGAGCCACAAAACCUAUAGUGCAAUGCAAUUGUUUACUAAUUUUCAAGUUAUGCCGCAAGCGGAAACAUUUUUUUCCAUCUCGGGCAUUUAUCAUCUAAUUACCUCAAGUCUUUACUUAAUCGGCUUAGUUUCAAUCGCCUUGUUUUUGUACGAUAAUUUAAAAUCUCUUGUUAGCAUUUCGAUGGCCGUCCUGCAGCCAUAUUUUCAACCUCAUCUUUCACAGACUUUAGCGGAUAAGUUUGGCAAAUGGGCAGUAAUUACGGGCGCUACAGAUGGUAUUGGUCGAGGUUACGCGAAGGAAUUGGCUAAACGUGGCCUUAAUAUUGUCUUAAUAUCACGCUCAAAAGAAAAGCUAAUUGCAACAGCCAAUGAAAUUGAAAAUUUAUACAAAACAAAAACCAAAUGGAUUGUGGCGGAUUUCUCAAAAGGCAAAGAAAUCUACAAGCACAUAAAACAGGAAUUACUGGGCAUACCGGUGGGAAUACUAGUAAAUAAUGUUGGACGCAUGUACGAUUAUCCCGACGAGUUAUGCAAUCAACCCGAAGAUUUACUUUGGGAAAUUAUUAACAUAAAUAUAGGCGCCGUGACUUUUAUGUCUCGUCUCGUGAUACCGGAUAUGAAAAAGCAACGAAAAGGUGCUAUAGUUAAUAUAUCCUCGGGCACGGAAUUGCAACCAGCGCCUCUAGUGGCCGCUUACGCAGCCACCAAAAGUUAUAUAAGAUCUUUAAGUUUGGCAAUGGAAUGCGAAUUGCAUGAAUAUAACAUAACCGUGCAGUGCGUAGUGCCAGGCUUUGUUGUAACUAAAAUGAAUCAAUUCUCCGAGAGUUUACAACAGAGCAGCUUUUUUUCACCACCUGCAGAAACAUACACGCGUUGGGCCGUCUUUACGUUGGGUAAAACCAAAGAGACUACUGGCUAUUGGACCCAUGCCAUAGCGUAUUGCUUGAUAAAAUUAUUCCCGGAAUGGUUACGCAUACGCGUUGGCCACUUUUUGAGCAAGCAAUUGAGGACAGAAUAUCUUAUAACGCAGGCUAAAAGAAAAAUUAUGUAA